Messenger RNA from Acanthisitta chloris (rifleman), 765 nucleotides. RefSeq names its product mediator complex subunit 30 (gene MED30). Gene Ontology annotation, molecular function: transcription coregulator activity. Gene Ontology annotation, cellular component: mediator complex. Bases 15 to 551 code for a protein of 178 amino acids. NCBI's taxonomy places the organism in Eukaryota, Metazoa, Chordata, Aves, Passeriformes, Acanthisittidae. The transcript has 4 exons. Gene Ontology annotation, biological process: positive regulation of DNA-templated transcription. The record is from RefSeq and is a predicted model, not a curated record.
GUCCCGGCGCGGAGAUGUCCACCCCUCCGCUGGCGGCGAACAUGCCCCCGGGAGCCUUCUCGGGCUCGCAGGCUCAGGCGGCGCGGGAGGUGAACACAGCCUCCCUCUGCCGCAUCGGCCAGGAGACCGUGCAGGACAUCGUGUUCCGAACCAUGGAAAUCUUCCAGUUACUGCGCAACAUGCAGUUACCAAAUGGUGUUACUUAUCAUACUGGGACAUAUCAAGACAGACUGGGAAAGCUGCAGGAACAUCUUCGUCAGCUAUCAAUACUCUUCAGAAAACUGAGAUUAGUCUAUGACAAAUGCAAUGAAAACUGUGCUGGGCUCGAUCCUGUUCCCAUAGAACAACUUAUUCCAUAUGUUGAAGAAGAUGGCUCCAAGCAUGAUGAUCGUGGUGCUGCAAGUCAGCUUCGUUUUGCUAGUGAAGAGAGAAGGGAAAUCAUGGAAGUAAAUAAGAAACUGAAACAGAAGAAUCAGCAGCUGAAGCAGAUUAUGGAUCAGUUACGGAAUCUCAUUUGGGACAUAAAUGCAAUGUUGGCAAUGCGGAACUGAACAAGGAAAAUCAGAAUUUGGAAUUGAAGAGGAUACAAAUCUGUUUGGAUAUAUUUAACUUCUUUCUGAAAAGUAACAUCUUUUCCCACAAUCAUAUUGCAGUAAUGUUUGAAAAGGCUUCAAGAUUAAAAUGUUGGGGUUUUUGUAAUAACUUCAAUGGUGUUGUGUCUGUUUUUGUAGAAUAUUCAUCCUACAGGUUUUGCCUGAGUGAUUC